This is a messenger RNA of Neomonachus schauinslandi (Hawaiian monk seal), 5569 nucleotides long. RefSeq names its product regulator of G protein signaling 5 (gene RGS5). NCBI's taxonomy places the organism in Eukaryota, Metazoa, Chordata, Mammalia, Carnivora, Phocidae. The transcript is spliced from 5 exons. The record is from RefSeq and is a predicted model, not a curated record. Bases 72 to 617 code for a protein of 181 amino acids.
GAAGUUUGCAAAGUCUCGCUCUGCUGUGCAGAAUUCGUGCUCAAAACUGAGGAGCUAAGCCACUUGCCAAAAUGUGCAAAGGACUUGCGGCUUUGCCCCAUUCAUGCCUAGAAAGGGCCAAGGAGAUUAAGAUCAAGUUGGGAAUUCUCCUCCAGAAGCCAGACUCAGCAGUCGACUUUGUCAUUCCAUACAAUGAGAAGCCGGAGAAGCCAGCCAAGACCCAGAAACCCUCACUGGAUGAGGCCCUGCAGUGGCGUGACUCCCUGGACAAGCUCCUGCAGAACAACUAUGGACUUGCCAGCUUCAAAAGUUUCCUGAAGUCUGAAUUCAGUGAGGAAAACCUUGAGUUCUGGCUUGCCUGUGAGGACUACAAGAAGAUCAAGUCCCCUGCCAAGAUGGCUGAGAAGGCAAAGAAAAUUUAUGAAGAAUUCAUCCAAACAGAGGCUCCUAAAGAGGUGAAUAUUGAUCACUUCACAAAGGACCUCACCAUGAAGAACCUGAUGGAACCUUCCCUGAGCAGCUUUGAUGUGGCCCAGAAGAGAAUUUAUGCCCUGAUGGAAAAGGAUUCACUGCCCCGCUUUGUGCGCUCUGAGUUUUACCAGGAAUUAAUCAAGUAGUAAUUCAGUCGGGCUAUGAGAAUCACCCUGUGAGUUACUGCUUCCUUAAUAACGCUACAUUUUCCAGCAACCUGCAUACUUUCCCAUAGCAGCUUCGUUCAAAGAUACCCAAACAGGGAAAAAUCCCAGGGAGUGUUGCUUACUUCUUGUGCACUUUGUUUUGGAUGUUUAUAUUGUCUGAAUGCCUUCCUUUCCCGGGGUUCUUCUUCAUGUCCCAUUCUUAAUUAAGUUCUACUCAGUGUGUUCUUGUCAAAGCCAAUCAGAAUCACAGAAAAAUUCUGCUGAAGGCAAGCAAAUAUAAGACAAGAAUAUGAUAUCAUUGAACGUGGGUCCAUUUGGUUUGGGUAAUGAAUCUCCACCUAAACUGGUCUGAAAAGAAUGUGGAUGUAGAAAGACCAAUUUCAAGUGAGAUUAAUUGAUCUCAUUUGUUGUUUUAAUUCUGAUCAAGGGGCAAUCACCCCUCUAUUUCCGACUUUGGUUAGUAAAAGAUAAAAUGAAUUUUAUGAGGCAGCCAUUAUUUGAUUUUUUAAAGCAAAUACAUUAUGUAAAAUAUCAACUUUCCCUCUAGAGUGUCUUUGUGUUGGCUGGAGAUCACUAACAAGAGAUAUAACUAUGAAUGUUACAAAAUAGAUCUGAACACAAUCCCUAUUGAUUCUUCCCUUAUACCUCUCUCAACUCCCCACUACCCAGUUACCAUAUUCUGUAUUAAAUCAAUGACCUGGCAAUGGAGUAUUUAAUAAAUGUAUAUAUGCCUCUAGUGUUUAGGCCCAAUGUUUCAAUUUUCAAAUUAUUUUAAAUCUGUGUGAGUAAAAAAUUCCAAAAUUUUCAACUCCAAUCAUGUCGAAUAAAACAGAUGCUAUCCAGCACAACGUCCCUUACCUCAAUAUCAGGAGAACUAUAAGCUAAAAUGGAAAAAUUCUGUCAAGUCUAAAAUGGUUAAUUACCCUAUGAUGCCAUCUGUUUGUUUAGGAAAUGAUUAUCUUCAAAAUACCAAAUUAUCUUUAGAAAAAUUAAUUUGACUACAUGUGGAGGCUCUCUAAGUAAGAGUUUCAAAGAACCCUGCAUUUUGCAAAAUAGUGUGACUUUUUUCUUUAGCAACCCCAUCUUGCCUCUCUAUUUUGCUCCCUGUGUUAAUGGAUCGUAUUUACCCUCAAAGUGCGCAUUUAUGUCCCAACGUCCCGCGCAAGCAGCUGACUGAUAGGCCGUGGUAUAUUUUAGUAGCUUUAAUCUUUUAAUUAUGUCUUUCAUUAUUAUAAGUCUUGCUAGAUUUCUUUUUCUUAUCUUUAGUAGAUUUGAUUAAGUAGUGAUUUACAUAAUUUAGUAAUAAGGAGAAGCAAGCUAACCAUGUACAAGGCUAACCAAGAUGAGGAUAUUGAGUUAAUUUUGGAAGAAAGUAUCUAUGAAAGGAUGAAUAAAAUUCCGGAAUGUUGAAGGAGAAGAUCACAUUGUUUAGUUUUGUAUUUCCUUCUUUCACAUUCCUUUCUCCUCCACACACUCCUAAUUUUUCAUGUUUAUGGCGCAUUUAUUCAGUUGUUUCUUAAGAAUAUUGAAAGCGAAGCAACCACGUUACUGUAGUCUUCAGGCGAGUGCUGGUUGUGUUGGUUGGCUCUUCUCUGGGUUUGCUCUUUCGAAGGACAGCAUGCCCUUCUGAAUACUUGGCUAUUUCACAUUCUGAGAGUGGGUUGGAGUGAGUGGGUCCACUGCCGACAGUUGCCAGUGUGUUAAGAGUCCAUUCAUAGUUGGAAAUAUUGCUCACUUCAGAGACACUGGUCACCAAGCAGUCGACAACUAGGCCAAAUCAACACCACGAGCAUCGAGAAGUCCUCCCCGUGUGCAUUUGUGUAGGAACAACACACAACUCAGAGCAGAACUUUCUGGCACCACCUUGCUCAGCAUAUGUCUACACUGCCCAAAUCAGUAACAAAUCUCCAGCCCUUUACUUUCUCAUGCAGCUAGAAAUGUUAAGAACCCAAGGAUCUAGGGGAGUUAUUGUUCUUGGAUGCCAAACCUUUUUUAAGCAGAAUGUUAAUUGAAUUGAAAAUUCAAAACUUUUUAUUCACAUGAUUUCAAAGAGCCAAAUGUUUGAAAAUGCCCAGAGAAUGUACUAGAUAUUACAGAGCUCACCCAGAUGGUUGACGUUACACAGACCCAGAUCAACUGUAUUCACAAACUGACUACACACCCUAUGUCAGUGGGUAGGACUUGUGAGUGGAGGGUAAGGAGGACCUUCCCCUUUUCAUAGGCUGAACUCUGGAGGCAAAGGGCAGGAAAAGCACCACCAUGAGGGCUGUGCAGUGAAGGGGAAAAAAAAGAAUGAAUGCUUUCCAGUCAAACGAUGCCAUGUAAUAUAUAAAUCUGUAUAUAUGAUUUUAAAUUUAUAGUUUACACACACAUUAGAAACCAUUCUAACACAUGAACUGAUAAAAUUAAAAGGAAUACAAGUAUCACAACCCAAAAUGUGAAAGCAAACAUAUCAAAAUUGCCCGAAAUGUUCUUUCAAAUCUUUUUAAAGUGUUUUUAAACUUAGGAAAAAAGAAAGAAAGAAAAAAAAAAAAACAGUGUUACUGGAAGUUUCCAUGGCAACACAAAGAAAAUAACAUUCUUUUAGUUCUGGGAAAUCAGAAAAACUGGGAUGGUCUUUCCAGGAAAAAAAAAGAAAUGUGUAACAUCUCUUUAUCACUCCCUCUCCCUUCCCCACCUCCCUCCCCACUUUGUCUUGAGUAAAUUGCUGGGAAAGCAAGAAACUUAAUACAAGAGUCCUGUGGUGCUUGGUGCUUUCAUUUCCCUCCCUCCCGGAAAUGGAACUACAGUCGUAAGUGAUCUGGGAUGUAGAGAGGUAGCGGAGCCAAACUGUGGUCAAUGGGAAGAGGAGUAUACACUUCUCACUCUGGAAAGAAACCCCAGAUGAGGCCAGGGAAUGGCCCACAACCUAAGAUUUUCUGCCUGGGUUUGAUACAGUUUGGGGUUGGCGUCAGUUUAGGGUCCAAACUGGACCAGAUUAAGGAGUUAGACUGUUGAUUCUAGAGGAAAUUAAAAGGCUGUGUUUAUCUACUAAAGCAGUGCUUGUUCACUUGAACAACACACACACACACACACACACACACUCCUUCUCCCAGAUAGACCUUCUGAAAUGGAGAACUGAGGCUUUUCAGUCCCUUUACUUUCACAUCAGUAAUAUCAAAUAUAUGGAAACGUUUUGCUUCCUUUGCCUCACAAACUCUAAUUCUCUAUCAUAUAAAUUAUACUAUCAGUAGAGUUCAGUUUUUAGUGCAUAACGAGAAAAACUUGGUGAAAGAGAUUGUUUUCAUUUUUACCCUAUACAAUUCCAUGGAUUUGCUUGGUUGAUGGGUUCUCUCUCUAGACUCCAUUUCAGUAGGAUGGGGUUAUUAAUUGUCUCCCAAAGAAUAAUAGCUGUUCAGAAGUUUCAGUAAAAACUGGACCAUCACCAAAUCAACGGAUACACUCAGAAGUAUCCCCUGCCAGGGCUUUGUCAAAUUAUCUUUCCCAUCACAGAUUUGAUCAUGAAAAUUAUUUAAAAGGCUAUCUGUAUGUUAGCAGCCCAUUCUCCCUGUUUCCUGGGACUUUAGCAAGUUUGGGAGAUAAAGGCUCAGGGGAAGAAAGAGGAGAGAGGAGGGAAGCGUAGUAGUGAAGAAGGGAGUGUCAGACCUAUGAAGUUAAUCUACUUACUAGGAAACAUUUAAGAACAGCUCCCCUUGACUGAAAAUCCAACCACUUCUUGCUGUCAUCACUACGAUUUGCAAACAAGGCAUUCCUUGACUCACAAUGCAGCUAGAUGAAGAACUUCAUUUUCAAAUCCUAGAGAGUCUUGAUUAGAAGGAAGAAGAGAUGUAGAGGAUCUGCUUUCCCCACUUGGCUCACCUGUGCGGGGGAGCAGAGAGUGGAGAACUGAGUUUCCAACAUCCAAACGUCUAAACCCAAGAGCCAGGGAACUCUAUGUAGGUUCUGGACAUGAGGUCUUCAUGCAUCUCAGUAUAUCCUGACUGACUUGUCAUUAGACCUCUCUGGUUUUCUGGUCUCCAUUCUAUUAGACAAGUAUGUAUGUAACGCUUGCUUGGGAGGAGGCUCUUCAGGUAACAAUUUAGCAACUGCUGCUUGGGUUCAACAUACUUUUGCCCAAAUAGGGCAUGUGGCAGACCAGAGCAAUUGAUAUCCAAGGAAAGGCUUUCCCCAGUAUCAGUGAACCAUCGUGGAACUGAAAGGAUCAACUCUUCCAACUGAAGACACAUUUGCAGCUUUGAAUGGAAACUCAGAGCAGGGAGUGAAGGGAAAAAAAAAUAUCUUGGGACUAUUAUCCUCACCUCACAGUUUAAUAAUAAUCUUCUUAUCUCAUUUUUCUAGUAGAGAAGCUACACAUCAAGCUUAUUCAAAUCCAGUUUAAGAAGCCUCUUGCAAGGUACUUGUUUUCUCACCUGAGGUAUUUUCCCUCCCCACCUCACCCCUAUACCUCCCUUCCUCUCUUCCCCCUGCAAGAGGAAACAUUUAAAACAGAGGGGUCUAAUCACAAUUAUGUCAUAAUGGAUACAUUAAAAGCAUUUAACUUCCUGUCUAAGAAAAUGUAUACGCUAAGGCAUAGGCAAAACAGUGGGAAAUGCUGAGAGAUUUUCCAAUGGAGAGAAGUAAUCCAGAUCAUAUUUUGCUAAAAGUUCUUUUUAUGUCAUAUGGUAUCAGGAUUUGGGAAAAUUAAUUUUUUUUUUUAAAUGCUGGAAACUGCAUCUUCAGGAAAUACGUCCCAGAGACAGGAGUAGAAAUGAAAGAUUGAAAAUCCAUCUGUCAGCAUUUAUCCCAGAAGUUUUUCAUUUAGAAACAAUUGUGUUUAUCUUCUGAUUUUGCAGUCAAUAUGUUGUGUACUAUGUGACUCAUACUUCUUGGUAAAUAAAGCACCAAACAUGUAUCUGUAACCAUGAUCACGUAUAUUGUAUUAAAUAUAUAUC